AUUAGAGUCGAGUGCAUUCCCUCUACCUCAUCGCUGAAACUCACUCGUCGUGCCUCUACAGCCUAGCUACUCUGCUCGAUCGGCCGGAGUCCUCGCGUCUACGGCGCAGACGAGUCAUGGCGCGGGAGGACAACUUUGAUCUGAUCAACCUGGACGGGCCGCUGAGCGUGGAGGCCAUUCUCAAGACGCUGCAGCAGCGAUUCAUGGAAGGCCACUGCUACACAUGGAUUGGACCUGUGUUACUCUGCAUUAACCCUUUUGAAGCCCCCGGACCUGCCGUGCAUGCAGUUCUGAAACACCUGUGUGAGCAGGUUUUGCAGGAAAUGGCCAACGACCAACUGCCUCAUGCUCUGAUCUUCAAAGGGGUAUGUGGCAGUGGAAAGUCGUUCACUGCCGACCGAUUGCUUCUCGAAAUGUUCCAAAACACCAAACGAACAGACUGGCUGCAAGACAUCAGGAAGUACUGGCAGGUGUCCACCGUGGUUCUGAGGGCGAUGGGCACCGCCAGCAAUGAGCAGAACAAGGAUUCCUCAAGAAUUGGUCGUGUGGUGGACUUCACCAUAGCUGAGUUGAAAAUCAUAAAGAUAAAGAUGAACUGCUUCUUCCUGGACCAGACGCGGCUGGUGAGCCCGAGUGCCCGGGAGCAGAACUACCACAUAUUCUACCAGAUGUUGGCUGGUCUCUCACCUGAGGAGAGGACCAAGUACCAGCUGAACUACCACGAUGUGCGGACCCUCCACUACCUCUCUCAGGGGAUGGAGCCAGCCGAGACUGUGCCCCAACUCCAGAGCCGCUUCGAGGCCUGGAAGGUGCCCUCAUUUCUGCUUUGCUUCUCUUCGUUCAGCCUUACUUAUGCUCCUUGUUUUUUCCCUCUCCUUUCUUUUCUUUCUCCUUUCUGCCCCCUUUGCUCCUCCCUUCUCAUUUUGUUUCCUCCAUUGUGUUACCUCCUUAUUUCUUCCUUGGUUUCUUCCCUCCACUCACCUCUCUUCUCUUCCUCCCUCCCCUCCUUCCACGCUGUGUCUCUCUCUAGCAAACAGCUGGCGUGUAUGUCUGUAGACAGUGUCUGAACUAAUAUCUCUGAGCAAUGGGAUAAUCUCCUGGCCUUUCCUCGUUCGCAUUCCUUUACAGAGCCAUGGCAACACCUAGCAACCCCCUAGUAACCCAAUAGUUCAAAUUUGGCUGGAGCGGUUCAUUUGGUCUGAGAGAUGGGAAAUAGAUACUACCUUUGGAAAGGCUGAAAAUGCUUUAUAUAAACAGCUUAUAAUUUGUCUAUACAAAAAGUAGGCCGAUAGCAGCUUUAGUGGUGGGAAGGGAAGAGAUGGAAGGGAUAAAGGAAGAAGUGUGGUGUGUUGGUGGUUGGCAGCGAGGGUCCCCCUCUCUCUUCAACUGUUGCCAAGUUCUCAGAGCCUCAGGCCACCAAACCUCGUCCUCUUUUCCUCUCCAUCUCCUCCCUCUCUUGUUCCUCUCUCCUCCCUCUCCUUUACUGCUUGUGGCUGCUGUUGGUUUUGGAGCUCCUUGCUACCCAUACACACUGUCUCACUAGUUGUACUAUCGUAGACUGACUAGUCUGGCAGUGUUCCUGGUCAUUGUGUGGCAGUGUUGUGUGUUCACCUCUCAACCCACAGUCCAGUCUGGCUCAGCUGGGGAUUCCCCUCACAGACGUUCUCAAGGUGUUGUCUGCAGUCCUGUUGCUAGGCAACACCUUGUUCUACGAGGCCAAGAACCAGGAGCUCCAGCUGCAGGGAGCGGAAGAGCUCCAGUCAGUGGCCACUCUGCUGGGGAUCCAGCCACAGUCACUCCAGAGGGGACUCACCCUCAGGACAUACCGUUCCUCUCGCGGCCCCACCGUCCAAUCACCUUGCUCUGCUGCCGCUGCAAAUGGAGCACGAGAUGCGCUGGUCAAAGCUCUAUACAUCAGGACCAUGGUGGCCGUAAUGAGACGAAUUAACACCCUCCUGAGGGGCGUGUCACAAAAGACGCAUGUGGGCGGGGCUAACGGUGGCCACACCUACUCGUCAGAGCCAGGCAUGCUCCAUGUUGUGGACAUGUUUGGUUUCGAGAACUCUGAGGUGAACUCUCUGGAGCAGCUGUGUGUGAACUGGACCGCUGAGCAGCUGCAACACCACUACAUUCAGUCUCUCUUCUCCUCCACCAUCUCAAGAUGCACAGAGGAAGGAGUCGGUCCGAUGUUUGAAACUGCACCCUACGACUGCUCCCCGUGUCUCGAACUCAUCGGUGGACAGGACUCUGGGUUGUUGGAGAUGCUGAACGAGGAGACUCUGUCCCCGAGAGUCUCAUCUGAGGACAUUAGAAUCAGGAUGAGACGGAAAUUCAAAUCCAACGACCGGUUCAUCCCCCCAGCUGGGUCCUCAUCAACAUUUGCCAUUCGUCACUACUGCGGGACCGUCAUAUACGACACUUACAGUCUCCUCAACGCUAAUGCCGAUACUCUAGCUGAUGAUAUCAUCGCAACUUUCGAUGGGAAGGUUUGCAAGUUUGGAUUCGUGGCUCACUUGUUUUCAGUUGAACUCAGCAGAGACCUCUUGCCUGAUGGUACUGCGAGAGGGCAGAUGUGUCGAAUCACUCCAGCCUACCUUCAGCAGGCCAGUAACCCUGACAACGAGGUGGCGACCACCUAUGUCCAGGACUACCAGAGCAACGUGCAGGAGAGUCUGUGUGGACUACUGCAGGCCCAGCAGCACCACGUUCUCUGCCUCUCCUCCAACGACAAACAGACCUCGGGCCACUUCGACAAAGAGGUCGUAGGUCAACAGAUUCAGAGCAUGGCCAUCUUCGAGACCGUCGACUUCAUGCAGUGUGCGUACUCAAGAAGUCAGAUGUUUGAGGUGUUCAUAGAGAGGUACAGUUUCCUGGUGUCAAGAGUGGGUUCUCCUCGCAGCACUGCCAGAGAGACCACUGAGGAGAUGAUUGGAGCGCUGGUGGGAGGGGCUUUGUCCGACUCUGACGUGGCUGACGACAGCUACUCUCUCGGGACAUCCCUCAUCUUCAUGACAGAGGACUUGUACCAGGCAAUAGAGGGUCUGCGAAGGGACAGACUCCAUACUGCAGCCGUCAGGAUCCAGGCAACGGUCCGCAUGUUCUUGUGUCGACGCCAGUGGCCACACCUUAAGUUCUCUCUCAGACAGGCCAAGUUGCAGGGCCAGGCACACACACAGCUCAUAGGAGGUGGGGAGGAGGCCAGGGUCAACGGAGGUCAAAUCACGUACAGCGUGAGGAACUAUUCUAUUGUGGGGAACUACAGGGUGGGGUUUCCCCAGUGGAGGACCAUGAGGUGCCAGUACCCCGAGAGUGGGGCCUGUCUGCUGCAGGCGGGGGAAGAGGUAUACUGUCUAGGGAGGUCCCAGAAACGUGGCUACCUGGUGGUGGAGCACGGCGGAGGCACCAUCCACAUUCCACACCACUACACCGAGCUACGGUUGACUCCACCCAAUUCCCCGCCCCCUACUGGUCGACCCCAGCCUCAUACCAGUGACCUUUAGCCCUCUUCAUCUCUGUCUCUCUCUUCUCGUCUUUCAUGUCUCGUUUUUCUCUCCGUUAUAAAUUUUCAGCAUCAAUUUCAGUUAUUUUUGUAAAUGAGGUCCACAAUAGUGUGUGGCACUAAUUGGAAUACAGACUCUAUCAUCAUUUUUCAUCUUCUACAUUACGUCAUCAUGCUAAGAUCAGAUUAUGAUUUUCGCCGAUAUGCCGAUAUUUAUACUUGUUGGAUCAGGUGACUAUCAUGUGAGUGUCAUGUGAGGCGGUGCUGGUGGGGAGUGGUGG
This is a messenger RNA of Geodia barretti, 3780 nucleotides long. The record is from the annotation of a GenBank genome assembly. NCBI's taxonomy places the organism in Eukaryota, Metazoa, Porifera, Demospongiae, Tetractinellida, Geodiidae.